Diaporthe citri is the source of this 2952-nucleotide messenger RNA. RefSeq lists its product as uncharacterized. The record is from RefSeq and is a predicted model, not a curated record. The transcript is spliced from 4 exons. Gene Ontology annotation, molecular function: beta-galactosidase activity. The coding region runs from base 1 to 2952 and encodes 983 amino acids. Gene Ontology annotation, cellular component: vacuole. Gene Ontology annotation, biological process: carbohydrate metabolic process. NCBI's taxonomy places the organism in Eukaryota, Fungi, Ascomycota, Sordariomycetes, Diaporthales, Diaporthaceae.
AUGAUGACAGAAUGCGCGCAGGUGACAUGGGACUCCCACUCGCUGUUCGUCAGGGGUGAGCGUAUCGUGUUCUACUCGGGCGAGUUCCACCCCUUCAGGCUUCCUGUGCCUGGUCUCUGGCGAGACAUUCUCCAGAAGAUCAAGGCCCUGGGCUUCACCGGCGUGUCUUUCUACGUCGACUGGCGCCUGCACGAGGGCAACCCUGGCGGGUUCAGCGCAGAUGGCGUCUUUGCCUGGGAACCAUUGUUCGAGGCUGCUUCGGAAGUGGGACUGUACCUGUUGGCACGGCCUGGUCCUUACAUCAACGCCGAGGUGGCAGGGGGUGGCUUUCCUGGUUGGCUACAGAGGGAACAGGAGAUGUUGCGGACCAACGGCAGCUUCGUCGAUGCUACCAAGAACUAUGUUGACAAAAUCGGAAAAAUCAUCGCGGAUGCCCAGAUCACCAAUGGAGGCCCAGUCGUGGCAUUCCAGGCGGAAAAUGAAUAUACGUUUGGUGCAAGCUGGGUUGAAUGGCCGGACGUCGAAUACAUCGACUCUGUGAACAAGCUGUUCCGCGACGCAGGCAUCCUUGUUCCUUUCAUGAACAAUGAGGCCGCAGCAAUUGGCCUGUUCGUCCCUGGAGAACCUGGCGGACCAGACAUCUACGGCCAUGACAACUACCCCAUCGGCUGGACCUGCAGUCAACCGGACAAUUGGACUGUCGGUGCCAUUCCAACGAACUUCCGCGAGCUGCAUCUUGAACAGAGCCCAGACACGCCGUACGCCAUUCCAGAAUUCCAAGGCGGUGCUAUUGCCUACUGGGGUGGCUCGUGGGAUCUAGACGACUGCGCGGCUUUCAUCGGGCCCGAGGCCGAGCGCAUCUUUUACAAGAACACCCUCUCUUUUGGUGCCACCAUUCUGAACCGCUACAUGACCUACGGAGGAACCAACUGGGGAAACUUGGGCCAGCCAGGCGCAUACACAUCUUACGACUACGGAGCAGUAAUCAAGGAGGAUAGGACUCUGGUCCGUGAGAAGUACGUGGAGGCCAAGCUUCUGGCACAGUUCAUCAAGGCAUCUCCAGCCUAUCUCGAGGCCACGCCUGGAAACCUCACCAACACGACUUACACGAGCACAACGGCAGUUUCGACAACACCCAUCUUUGGAAACACAACUAACUUCUACGUCGUUCGUCACUCUGACUAUACCUCUCGCGAGUCUACAGAUUACACAUUCAGUGUCCCAACCAGCGUCGGCAAUGUGACGAUCCCGCAGCUUGGUGGCACCUUGACGCUGAACGGCAGGGACUCUAAAUUCCAUGUCACUGACUACGACGUUGGUGGCCACAACCUUGUCUACUCAUCCGCAGACAUCUACACCCACGGCGCCACUGGAGACAAGCGCGUGCUUAUCCUAUACGCCGGGGCUGGAGAGACCCACGAGUUUGCGUUCCCCGCCAAGCUGGGCAAGCCCACAGUCGAAGGUGACAGCAGCACCGUCAAGAUCGAAACCGCUGGCUCUGCGGUUGCUGUGCAGUGGGAGGUCACUCAGGAGCGGAAGGUCCUACAUUACGGCAGCAACUUGGAUGUGUACCUUCUGUGGAGAAACGAGGCCUUCAACUAUUGGGUCUUGGAUCUUGAGGCUGCCUCCCCAGUUGGCAAUUACACGGCCCCGAAUAAAGAGACCGUGAUUGCAAAGGCAGGUUACCUGCUUCGGACGGCCACCAAGUCAGGGACUGCGUUGUAUCUCACGGGUGACCUCAACGCAACCAGUCCGCUGGAAAUCGUCGCUGGUCUCCCAGGCUCCAACAAUAUCUACUUCAACGGAGUCAAGGUGCCUGGCGUGAAGUCUGCCAAUGGUCGGUUGUCGGCAACAUUGACAUACUCACCGCCCAGUAUUGAUCUCCCUGACCUGUCUGACCUGUCGGCCAUAGAGUGGAAAUACGUCGACUCACUUCCAGAGAUCCAGGCAUCUUAUGAUGACUCGCAGUGGACGAAGGCCGAUCAAGCCAACACCAGCAACACCGCUCGUGAUGAGCAGGGCAACGUAUUGACCCUCAAGACACCGACCUCUCUGAUUUCCGGGGACUAUGGAUACCACACAGGCUCCCUCAUCUACCGCGGGCAUUUCACCGCCAGCGGCAACGAGUCAUCGCUCCACCUGACCACCCAAGGCGGAUCAGGCUUCGGCCACUCGGUCUGGGUGAACUCGACCUACCUCGGCUCCUUCAACGGCGCCGGCACGCCAGGCGGCUACAACCAGACGCUGAGCCUCCUCCCCGCAAGUCUCGCCAGGGGCAGCGACUACGUGAUCACCGUCCUGAUCGACCACAUGGGCGAGGAGACGAACUGGACCCCCGGGUUCGACACCAUGAAGACGCCCCGCGGCAUCCUCAACUACACACUCGACGGCCACCCGCAGUCCGACGUGGAGUGGAGGGUCACGGGCAACCUGGGCGGCGAGCAGUACCUCGACCUGGCCCGCGGGCCGCUGAACGAGGGGGCGCUCUUUGCGGAGCGCCAGGGUUAUCACCUCCCCGAGCCGCCGAGCGAUCAGUGGGAGGUCAGGAGCCCGGUUGAGGAGGGUGUCGAGGGUGCGGGUGUUGGGUUCUUCGCUACGAGCUUUGACCUGGACAUUCCCAAGGGUUGGGACGUGCCUAUGAACUUUGUGUUUGCCAACACGACGUCCGCGGAUGGUGGCCCGGCGGACUUCAGGGUGCAGUUGUUUGUGAAUGGAUACCAAUUCGGGAAGUACAUCAACAAUCUUGGCCCACAGACCAGGUUUCCCGUCCCACAGGGCAUCCUCAACUACGGCGGAACGAACUAUGUAUCCAUCACGCUCUGGUCUCAGGAGGAGUCGGGUGCCAAGCUGGGUGGACUGGAGCUCGUUGCGGACGCGGUGAUUCAAUCUGGCAUGAGUGAUCCUGGUCUCAGCCCAAUGCCAGCCUGGGAGGCGCGGGAGAGUGCCUACUGA